This is a messenger RNA of Guillardia theta CCMP2712, 1766 nucleotides long. RefSeq lists its product as hypothetical. The record is from RefSeq and is a predicted model, not a curated record. The transcript is spliced from 15 exons. Lineage: Eukaryota; Cryptophyceae; Pyrenomonadales; Geminigeraceae. Gene Ontology annotation, molecular function: phosphoacetylglucosamine mutase activity; magnesium ion binding. Gene Ontology annotation, biological process: UDP-N-acetylglucosamine biosynthetic process; carbohydrate metabolic process. Bases 1 to 1671 code for a protein of 556 amino acids.
AUGUCCAAAGCGCUCGCUUCUGCUAUCCUUCAGAAGGGUCCUCCUGCAUUGAGCGGCAAGACCAUCACCUAUGGCACCGCAGGGUUCCGCGCCAAUGCCGACAUGCUGGAGUGCGUCAUGUUCCGAGUCGGAGUCGUCGCGGCCCUCCGAUCGCUGCAGACCCACAAGAUGGUGGGGGUGAUGGUCACGGCGUCACACAACCCGGCAGCGGACAACGGGAGCAAGAUCGUCGACCAGGAUGGCGGGAUGCUGGUGCAUGAGUGGGAAGUCUUCGCUACGAGACUUGCAAACUCGACGGACGAGGCUGACAUGAGCUCGACCAUCGACAGUUUCUACCCGGACUUCAACAGCCAGGCCGCUGGUGGCUCUGCUACCGUCGUCCUCGGAAGGGACACCCGCGUCAGCUCUCCGAAGCUGGCAGAGCUCGUGAAGCAAGGGAUCCUGACCUGCGGUGAUAGAGGAGGGGGAGUUUGCCGUUGGCAUGACACGUGUGGGGGUGAAGGAGCCAAAGUUGUCGACCUGGGUAUCGUCACAACACCUCAGGUCCAUUGGGCUGUUCUGCGUGCAAACCAGAAGGGAGACGGUCAAGUUCCUCCUCUUCAAGGAUACUACGAGGAGCACGCACAGGCCCUGAAGGUUCUUCUUGGAUCUAAACAGACAAACGUGAAGUUUCACGUUGACUGCGCCAAUGGAGUUGGAGCGAAGGCUGUGGAAGAAAUGAACAAGACCUUGAGCGAGCAUUCCAUCGGCUUCUCCCUCGUCCCCUUCAACGUUGGGGAUGGGGACCCUGAGCUGCUCAACGAGGGAUGUGGAGCAGAGCACGUGCAGAAGAGCAGGAAGCUUCCAUCAGGUGUACCGGCGUCAGGGGGGAACGAUAAGUUUGCGAGCUUCGACGGAGAUGCUGAUCGUGUGGUCGUCUGGUACAAAAAGGACAGCAACCUCGUCCUCCUCGAUGGCGACAAGAUCGCAGCACUAUUUUCCGUCUACCUGUGCCACCUCCUCGAUGCCAGCAAGCUGAAACUUUCGCUCGGGAUCGUUCAGACGGCCUACGCCAACGGCUCCUCUACCUCGUUCAUGUCUUCCGUUCUCGCCAAGCAUAAGGAGAACGUGACAGGGGAAGUGAGCUGUGUGGCCACGGGGGUGAAACAUCUUCAUCAUCAAGCGCUCCACUAUGACAUCGGCGUCUACUUCGAGGCUAACGGGCACGGGACCGUCAUCUUCAGCGACUCCGCUCGCUCCAAGAUCGAGGAGAGGAGCAGAGGAGGCGAUGCUGCUGCGCAGACACUGCAUGCGUUCGCCUCCCUGAUCAACCCAGCGAUUGGCGAUGCCCUCUCUGACCUCCUUGCCGUCAUGGUGGUCUUGGAGGUGGAGGGGAUCUCGCUCGAGCAGUGGGCGGGAUACUACGAGGACCUUCCUUCCAUCAUGACCAAAGUUCUCGUCAAGGACCGCAACGCCAUCAAGACGACCAAAGACGAGCAGCGCGUUACUGAGCCCAAGGAGCUUCAGGAUGCUGUUGACGCCGCCGUCAGCAAGGUGGAGCAAGGACGAUGCUUUGUCCGCCCGUCAGGUACCGAGGACUGCGUGAGAGUCUACGCAGAAGCAGGGAAACAAGAGACAGCCAACAAGCUCGCUGAAGACGUUGGGACUGAUAUCACUUUCCCUUCGCUCUAAUCUCACUACUGACGCAGGUUGGCGAACAUGUGAAGCGCAUUCUUGGUUGAACAUGAAAACUAACUUGUUGAGAUCGAAUAAACCCCUUUAUUCCU